AUGACCCAGCCGAUAUACGAUGUGGUGAUCGUCGGUGCCGGCCUGUCGGGCCUCCAGGCUGCAUGCACCGUCCACCAGGCAGGUCUAAGCUACGUCGUCCUUGAAGCGCGAGACCGUGUUGGAGGGAGGACGUUGACGGCUCGAUCGAGCACCGGAACGGCGAAAGCCGAGUUGGGCGCAGCAUGGAUCAACGACACAAACCAGAGUCGCAUGUGGGCGCUCGCGGAAGAAUUGGGCCUGCAUACCUUUGUCCAAAACACGGAUGGCGAUGUCGUCGUGCAAGACUUUGAUGGAAGCCUGGUGAAGUUCCCGUACGGCGAAGCGCCGAAGUACCCGUCAGACCAGGACACGGAGUCAUGCAUCUCAAUCCGAGACCUGGUUGAGAACCUCUCCACCACCCAGUCGCCCUCUAUCUUCUCGCCGGGCCCUCACCGGGACAGUCUUGACUCGAUCUCGUUCGAGACUUUCCUGCAGCGUGCCAGAGUGACGGAUAAGGCGCUGGCCACUGCUCAGGUGUGGACUCACGCCAUGCUCGGCGUGGACCCGUCCGAGGUAUCGGCUUUGUACUUUAUAGAAUACUGCGCCGCCGGGGGAGGCCUGAUGACGAUGCGCUCCGACAGCAAAGGAGGCGGCCAGUACCUCCGUAUCCGCGAAGGGACCUCAUCAUUCGCAGAGGGUCUACUCGAGAAGUUGAACCCGAGAUCCAUCAAGCUGAGCAGCCCUGUGGCAGAGAUCCAUCAACAACCAGACGGGACCGGGACAGAGACAGGAACGGUCUCAAUCUCCGUUGGAGGCCCAGCGCCAGCGCCGCCGCAGACGUACCUGGCUCGCAGAGUCAUCGUCUCCGUUCCCACGCCCGUGUACAGAACCAUCAAAUUCUCCCCGGCCCUACCGGCCGCGAAGAGCGCAAUCGUCAACCGUACACGCUACGGGUUCUACACGAAAUAUAUCGUCAACUUCAGCGAGGCGUUCUGGACCAAGAGUCGGUUAUGCGGCCUCGCACAGUCGUUCGUCGGCCCCGUCUCUGUUUUCCGCGACACAAGUCUCGGCCCCGAGCAGCCCGCCAUGACAUGUUUCAUCGGCGGCAGUUUCGGCAGGAAGUGGGCAUCGCAGGACGCCGAGGCCAAGAAAGCGUCCGUCCUCAAACAGAUGGGUGAAAUCUUCGCGGGUGGCGAGGAUAUCAGCGAGUUCGUGGUUGAAGCGGUCGAGUCGCCGUGGAUGGAGGAGGAAUUUUCCGGCUGGGGCUGUCCGUGUGCGAACAUGCCUCCCGGCGUGCUCGCGCAGGGGUGGGACGCGCUGUGUGCGCCGUUUGGGCAUGUCUUCUUUGUGGGCACGGAACUCAGCACCGUGUGGCGAGGAUAUAUGGAGGGGGCUGUGAGGAGUGGGGAGAGCGGUGCUUGGCAGGCCAUUGCUGAUCUUAGGGGCGGAAGGCGGCAGCAGCAGCAGCAGCAGCAGACUUCAAAGCUGUAG
Messenger RNA from Cladophialophora yegresii CBS 114405, 1470 nucleotides. RefSeq lists its product as uncharacterized. NCBI's taxonomy places the organism in Eukaryota, Fungi, Ascomycota, Eurotiomycetes, Chaetothyriales, Herpotrichiellaceae. The transcript has 3 exons. Bases 1 to 1470 code for a protein of 489 amino acids. Gene Ontology annotation, molecular function: oxidoreductase activity. The record is from RefSeq and is a predicted model, not a curated record.